This is a messenger RNA of Balaenoptera acutorostrata (minke whale), 1947 nucleotides long. RefSeq names its product NUT family member 2G-like. The coding region runs from base 1 to 1947 and encodes 648 amino acids. The record is from RefSeq and is a predicted model, not a curated record. Lineage: Eukaryota; Metazoa; Chordata; Mammalia; Artiodactyla; Balaenopteridae. The transcript is spliced from 8 exons.
AUGGCUUCAGAAGGAGCAUGUCCAGUGCUGGGAACGGAUGUGACCAUGAACGCCGGUGCCUCCUUGUCUGCUUUCACGGCAGUGCCCUUCCCUCCACCCAUUCCUGGCGCCCAGCACCGGCCACCCUGGCAGCAGCACUUGCCACCUCCCAUCACCCCAGCAUUCCUUCCUGGAAGCAGCCUGCUGCUGCCAGCUUUCCCCAGGACGCCUAUGGUGGCGAAUGGUGGCCGUGGCCCCAGUGCCCCUGGGGCUUGCAACCUCACUGUCCAAGUCAGGUCACAAGGGAGGCCAGUGGAGGCCCCCCAGACUCAGACCUUUGUCGUUACUCAGGCCCCCCUCAACUGGAGCGCUCCAGGGGCCCUCAGCAGGAGUGCUACAUGUCCUGCACCCGUAUUCUUAGCAACCCCUGUGAUGGGGACCGUUGUGACUGCUCCAGCUGUUGGAGUUAGUCAGGCUGGCAAGGGAGGCUGGACCCCAGGCUUUCCUCCUCAAGCUCCACCACCAGCUGCCCAGCUGGCCCCUAUCAUUCGCCCAGUGAACCCUGGGCCAUGGCCACAUGGCGCUUCCAGGGAGGGCCGCCUGGCCACCAAGCAGUCCAACGCCUCGCAGGAUGGCUCCUCUAAACCCCCAAGCGUGUACAGUAACUUCCGACGUUGGCAGCACCUCAAGCCCCUGGCCCGGAGACACUUUCACCGGAGUCCUGAUGCAGAAGCUUUUUCUUGCUUUCUCAUCCCAGUGCUUCGAUCCUUGGCCCGCCGGAAGCCCAGCAUGACGCAGGAGGAGGGACUGCGGAGGGCCGUGCAGGAAUGGCGGCGCUUGAGCAAACUUGACCGGAGGAUCUACUACGAGAUGGCGGAAAAGUUCAUGGAAUUUGCAGCCGAGGAGGAGAUGCACAUUCAGAAUUUGCAGUGGAUGCAGUGCGCGCAGGACCUGCCUCCUGCAGCCCCACCGAAGCUCGAUCCUCGGGGGCCCCCAGCCCCGCCACACAGAUCCCAGCGGACCCCGGAGCCCAAGGCGCCCAAGGAGAUUCCCCCUGAGGCUGUGAGGGAGUAUGUGGACAUCAUGGAGGCGCUGGUGGGGCCCGUCCACUCAGCCACAGGCGAAUCAGAUGCAGAAUGUGGAAAGGACGGAAAUGAGCUGAAGCAGGAAGAGGACGACACCUACUUGGACCCGGGUCUCUUGAGCUACAUUGACAAGCUGUGUUCUCAGGAAGACUUUGUCACCAUGGUGGAGGCAGUCAUUCACCCUCGAUUCCUGGCAGAAUUGCUUUCCCCAGACCCACAGCUGGAUCUCUUGGCCCUUGCUGAGGAGCUGGAGCAGGAGGAAGGACUCACCCCUAAAGAACUGGUGCAGAAACGACUCCUGGCCUUGAAAGAGGACGAGGGUGGGCCGGCAGCCCCGAGCCACAGUGCACCCGGAAUGGGCUCAAGUCCAUCUGAGUCCCAUGCCGGCCAAGGUGCCGGUCAAAGGCGCACUGGCCCUCUACUGGGACCCAGGGAUGCGUCUGUUCUCAGAGAGGCGUCUCCUGUUCGGGAGGCCCGAGGGCCCAGGGACGCGUCCAGUGAGGACGAGGAGGAGCUCCCCAGCCUGGCCUUCCUCUUGGCCUCUCCGCAGAGCCUGCUGCCUUGCGGGCUGUCCCAGACACCUGCCCCUGCCUCAGGCCUGGCCUCCCCUGGAGGUUGGGGGGCCCAGAGUGCUCCCCAGGCCCCCUCCCCUCAGAGAAGAGGCCUCAGCCCACCUCCACCAGCCGCUCCCAAGUCGAGGAAGCGGGCUCUGUGUGGGCGCCCAGCCGCUGCUGAGAAGCUGCCCAUCCCCGGGGCUGGCCACGGGGUCUCUGCGAGGCCAGCCUUGGCUCUGGGGCUGGCUCGCCCCUCACAGCCGAGAAAGAGAAAGCGUGACCCGUUUGUCACAGGGAAGAGGAGGAAGAGGAAGCACUGCAGCCAGUAG